Ambispora gerdemannii is the source of this 1362-nucleotide messenger RNA. NCBI's taxonomy places the organism in Eukaryota, Fungi, Glomeromycota, Glomeromycetes, Archaeosporales, Ambisporaceae. The record is from the annotation of a GenBank genome assembly.
AUGAAAUUUAAAUUAAUCGCUUUGCUUCUUUCUGUAAUAUUAUUAAUCCAUGACAUCAACGGAAGCCCAACAAUCUACAACGAAGACAACAAUGACACAACAAUAAGAAUUCCGCUUCGCAUCAAUCCAUUCUAUAAGCGAAAUACACCCAUAGAACAUUUACAAGCAAUCAAGAAACGCAACAACAAUAACUUUUAUGAAAAUAAAAGUCGCGAAAAAAGCAACAAACAGAACAAAAAGAAAAAAUCGGCCCGACUUCCAAUAAACGCGGUAGGCAACGACAACCAAUGGACCGGUGACGUCCACAUCGGCACGCCGCCUCAAAAAUUCACGCUGGAGUUCGAUACCGGAUCUUCGGAUCUAUGGGUGGCUUCGGUAUUUUGCGAGAAAGUUAUGUGUAAUGGUCAUAAUUUGUUCGAUCCACACAAAUCUUCUACAUAUCAUGAAUUGAAGACUGAUUGGGAUAUGGGAUAUAUGGACGGAUCGAAUGUGACUGGGUUCCUUGCAAAAGAUAUCUUGAGGGUUGGUAGCAUCGAAAUUCACAAUCAGACUUUUGCAUUGGCCACAAAUCAGACCACAGAAUUCCAAAAAGAUGUGGUGGAUGGUGUUAUUGGAUUAGGGUUAGGUACGAAUACACGAAUUAAGGGUACCAAAACUCCACUCGAUAAUAUGAUAGAUAAAGGAUUGAUCAAGGAAUCAUUAUUUUCCGUGUAUUUGGUCGAAGGGAAAAACGGCGGCGGUGGUGAAUACUUAUUUGGUGGAUAUGACAAAUCCAAAAUAAAAGACGACAUUACAUUCGUAUCAUUAUCAUCAACGCAAGAAUGGGCAAUUCCCCUAACAAACAUCUACGUGGGCAGCAACUCAAUUGACAUCACGGGAAAUGUACUAAUUGACACGGGAACCUCGGUAAUUCUCUUGGGCUCCAAAGCGGCCAAACAGGUGUUUCAACAAAUUCCCGGCUCGAAAAUCGUCAAACUAAAAGGAAACACUAUGGACGUGGAAGGAUCGUGGGUUGUGCCUUGUAAUACCACUGAAAACAUCCUAUCACAAAAACGACAAAAGCACCAAUCAAAUCCAAAACAAGAACAGCAAAAUCCAAACUCACAGCAAAAACCAGAAGAAAAGCAACCGCAACAACAAGAACAAAUUACUUUUAUUAUGGGAAACCGUGAGUUUGUGAUACCAACUGGAGACAUUAUACUUGAAAAAGUUGAAGAAAUUCCUCAUUAUUGCUAUGCGGGUAUUCAGGCUGGUGCUCCGGAUGAUGUUUGGAUCUUGGGCAGUAUUUUUAUAAAGCAUCACUAUUUGAUUUUCGAUCAAGGUCAAAAGCGAAUCGGAAUUGCAAAUCGUAAAAAUCCGUAG